AAUGAAUCCAACAACCACAGAAUACAUAAAUCACCUUUUUAUUUUUCUAUUUAACAUAGCAUACUGGUGAGGCUCCUUUUACUCAUUCAUUAGCAGAUAGUAGUAGAAAUGGAGCAAGAAAUGGAAAAGAGAAAGAUAGAAAAAGAAGAAGAAGAAGAAGAGAAAUGGGUGCUUGAUGGAUCUAAAGAUUACAAAGGAAGAGUUCCUCUCCGAGCUUCCACUGGUGCAUGGAAAGCUUCUCUCUUUGUGCUCACAAUUGAGUUUAGUGAAAGGAUAAGCUUCUUUGGACUAGCCACUAAUCUCAUCUCCUACCUAACUAAAGUGAUUCAUGAAGAUCUUAACACAGCAGCAAAGAAUGUAAAUUAUUGGACAGGGACAUCAACACUCAUGCCUCUUAUAGGUGGAUUUGUUGCUGAUGCCUACACUGGCCGUUUUCUUAUGGUUCUGUUUUCUUCCUUUGUAUACCUCAUGGGUUUAUGCUUGCUGACAAUGUCUCAAUUCAUACCAAGUCUCAAGCCAUGCAAAAGUAGCAUAUGUAGAAAGCCUAGGAAGGUUCAUGAAGUGGUUUUCUUCCUUGCCUUGUAUUGUAUAUCCCUAGGCACUGGUGGAUACAAGCCAUGCUUGGAGAGCUUUGGAGCCGAUCAAUUCGACGACGAUAACACAGAAGAGAGGAAGAAGAAGAUGUCUUUCUUCAACUGGUGGAACUUUGCACUGUGCUUUGGAUUGCUGCUUGGUGCAACUGUGAUUGUCUAUGUUCAAGAUAAUGUUGGUUGGGGAGCUGCAGGCCUUAUACUCACUAUUUUUAUGGCUCUUACUGUGAUUGCUUUUUAUGUGGGGAAGCCAUUUUACAGGUAUAGGAGACCAGAAGGGAACCCUUUAACCCAAGUUUUGCAGGUCAUAGUUGCAGCCAUAAGGAAAAGGAACUUGACCAAUCCUUCAAGUGCUUCUCUGUUGUAUGAAGUUCCAAAGUCAGACAAGUCCCAAGGGAGGCUUCUAAGCCAUACUAGCAGACUUAGGUUUCUUGACAAGGCUGCAAUAAUAGAAGACAAAAACAUUGAGGAGAAAGAGAAUCCAUGGAGAUUAGCAACAGUGACAAGAGUGGAAGAGACAAAGCUUCUUCUCAAUGUUAUCCCCAUUUGGCUAACUUCAGUAACAGUUGGAAUCUGUGUAGCACAAGGCUCAACACUCUUUGUGAAGCAAGCAGCUGCUAUGAACCUAAACAUAACCCACAGUUUCAAAAUCCCUCCAGCUUCCAUUGCCUCUUUCGCGGCUUUCGGCACCUUAGUAGCAGUCCCAAUUUAUGAUAAGAUCAUUGUUCCGGUUCUGCGAAAAGUCACUGGCAACGAAAGAGGGAUCAGCAUCCUUAGGAGGAUUGGCAUUGGCCUAACAUUCACAGUCAUAGUUAUGGUUGUUGCAGCAUUAGUUGAAGCAAAGAGACUAAGAGCUGCAGAGAAAAACACUAUUAGUAGUGUUUUCUGGCUGAUACCACAAUACUUGUUACUUGGAUUUGGAGAUUCAUUUUCCUUAGUUGGUUUGCAAGAGUAUUUCUAUGACCAAGUACCUGAUUCAAUGAGGAGUUUGGGAAUGGCAUUGUAUCUUAGUGUGAUUGGAAUUGGAAGCUUCGUGAGCAGUUUUCUGAUCAUAAUUGUGGACCAUGUCACAGGAAAAGAUGGUAAGGCUUGGAUUGGGAAGGACAUAAAUUCAAGCCGUUUGGAUAGGUUUUAUUGGAUGCUGGCAGUUAUAAACGGUUUGAAUUUGUGUUUGUUUCUGUUGUUGGCAAGAAGGUAUACUUAUAAGACUGUGCAGAGGAGAACAUUGCAAAAUGAUGGAGUUGAGAUCAUUCCAUGAGUCAUGGAAUGAGAGAACUACUCAUUAUUAAGUGUACCAAUUUCUAAGUUUAUCAAGGAUUGUGAUCUAAUAAAUCUAUUACACAUA
Messenger RNA from Arachis stenosperma, 1935 nucleotides. Its product is annotated as protein NRT1/ PTR FAMILY 5.6-like. Gene Ontology annotation, biological process: transmembrane transport. The transcript has 4 exons. Lineage: Eukaryota; Viridiplantae; Streptophyta; Magnoliopsida; Fabales; Fabaceae. Gene Ontology annotation, molecular function: transmembrane transporter activity. The record is from RefSeq and is a predicted model, not a curated record. Bases 109 to 1848 code for a protein of 579 amino acids. Gene Ontology annotation, cellular component: membrane.